AUGUGGGGAGAGGAGGAUCGGCAAGUUUCGGUAACCCACAUAUUAUAUAGUCCUGAUGACCAGGUUCGAAGCAAGCACACAGUGCGGAUGCAGCCUGAGAAGGUAGGCCGGUGCCUGAGUGAAGAUGGAGCGCGCCGCACCCGUGUCAGCACCUUAUCGCUUGCAAGAAUCCGAUCAUUUGAAGAGCUGAUCUGCCCGCUGAGCUUGGGUUUACAAAUGCAGGUAGACGUGGCCGAAGGGCAACCCUGGUCUAUAAUACAGAAGAUUGUGUGCUUGCGACGAUUCGCACAUAGGCCUCCCCGCAGACCUAAAGAGACUAUCGAACCAAGCCAAAUUACCUGCUUUCGGAGCGCGUUGCCGCAUACGAAUAUCUGUGCUGCAAGAAGAAGUAAGCGCGCAACAGCUCUCAAGAAAGGAUCAGGAAAGAAGGUAGCCGUAUGUGGGCCGUAUCGAAUGAUUCGGGGUUGGGAGGCGGCUCGUGCUGCUGCUCCCUGGCUCGUCACCGCGUCGCUUGGCGUGACUUUGGAUCAUGACUUGCAGGUGGAAAGCAUUGCCGACGUGUUAUACAUCGAACUUCUUCAGCAAGAUGUUUGA
Messenger RNA from Macroventuria anomochaeta, 594 nucleotides. RefSeq lists its product as uncharacterized. The transcript has 5 exons. The coding region runs from base 1 to 594 and encodes 197 amino acids. Lineage: Eukaryota; Fungi; Ascomycota; Dothideomycetes; Pleosporales; Didymellaceae. The record is from RefSeq and is a predicted model, not a curated record.